Xenopus laevis (African clawed frog) is the source of this 3559-nucleotide messenger RNA. It is a transcript of the gene sulf2.L, whose product is annotated as sulfatase 2 L homeolog. Gene Ontology annotation, cellular component: Golgi stack; endoplasmic reticulum; extracellular region. The record is from RefSeq and is a predicted model, not a curated record. The transcript has 21 exons. Gene Ontology annotation, biological process: cartilage development; kidney development; heparan sulfate proteoglycan metabolic process. Lineage: Eukaryota; Metazoa; Chordata; Amphibia; Anura; Pipidae. Gene Ontology annotation, molecular function: N-acetylglucosamine-6-sulfatase activity; calcium ion binding; glycosaminoglycan binding. The coding region runs from base 355 to 2973 and encodes 872 amino acids.
AUAAGCUUUCACAAUUCAAAUCAGCCGUGUGCUGGGAAAUGGGUUCCCGGACUUCCCCAAAGCUUAUUUAUUGCACCUCUGACAGAUAUUAAACAGGCACCAGUGCUCCUCUGGCUGCUCUUAACUGGGAACCACAUCAGCCCUAGAGCCAAUCAAUGGAGUCGUGAGUGGGAAGGUGCCCUGCACAGAGGAGACUGACCCCCUAUUUGAGGCUUCUGGGGUCCCAAGUGGUCACGAGAGAAAGAGCUUUCAGCUGAAAAGUUGGAGAUUUAGAAGAAUCGACUUGUCUGAUUCCAGUAUGUACUAAGUUCUGUUGGCACCGAAGGUGAAGCUUUUUGGGGAGGCGACGCAACGAUGGAGUACUGGCGAAUAUUCUUGCUGACACUACUGAUGUCUCUGGUUCUGCCGGCCAUAGAGGGAAGUCUCCUGUCCAAACAGCGCAUGAAAGGCAGGUUUCAAAGGGACCGAAAAAAUAUCCGGCCGAAUAUCAUCCUCGUCCUGACAGACGACCAAGAUGUGGAACUUGGCUCCAUGCAGGUGAUGAAUAAAACCAAGCGGAUCAUGGAGCAAGGAGGCACCCACUUCAGCAAUGCGUUUGUAACCACUCCAAUGUGCUGCCCAUCUCGCUCCUCUAUCCUCACCGGGAAGUACGUCCAUAACCACAACACCUACACCAACAACGAAAACUGCUCCUCCCCCUCCUGGCAGGCCCAACAUGAAACACAUACCUUCUCCGUGUAUCUUAAUAACACCGGUUAUAGAACAGCUUUCUUUGGCAAAUACCUUAACGAAUAUAACGGCACCUAUGUCCCCCCGGGCUGGAAAGAGUGGGUCGGACUGGUGAAAAAUUCACGUUUUUACAACUACACCCUCUGCCGCAACGGAAUUAAGGAGAAACAUGGCUUUGACUACGCCCAGGAUUAUCUGACGGAUCUCAUCACAAACGACAGCAUCAGCUUCUUCCGGAUGUCCAAGAAAAUCUAUCCUCACCGGCCUGUCCUGAUGGUGUUGAGUCACGCGGCGCCGCAUGGUCCGGAAGAUUCUGCCCCUCAGUAUUCCCAGAUGUUUCAGAACGCUUCCCAGCACAUUACCCCAAGUUAUAACUACGCCCCAAACCCAGACAAGCACUGGAUAAUGCGAUACACUGGUCCUAUGAAACCGAUCCAUAUGGAAUUCACCAACAUGCUACAGCGGAGACGGCUCCAAACGCUGAUGUCUGUGGACAACUCCAUGGAGAUGAUUUACAACAUGCUGGUGGAAACCGGGGAACUGGAAAACACCUACGUCAUUUACACCGCUGACCACGGCUAUCACAUCGGCCAGUUUGGAUUGGUCAAAGGAAAAUCGAUGCCUUACGAAUUCGACAUCAGAGUCCCCUUCUACAUCCGGGGACCAAAUGUGGAGGCCGGUUCUCUGAAUCCGCACAUUGUACUGAACAUUGAUCUGGCGCCCACAAUCCUAGACAUUGCCGGCCUGGACAUUCCACCAGAAAUGGAUGGCAAAUCUAUUCUGAAACUGUUGGAUACAGAGAGACCUGUCAAUAGGUUUCACGUUCACAAGAAAGUCAAGGUUUGGAGAGAUUCAUUCCUGGUGGAAAGGGGCAAACUGCUGCACAAGAGGGACAAUGACAAGGUGGAUGCCCAGGAAGAGAAUUUUCUGCCCAAAUACCAACGAGUGAAAGAUCUGUGCCAGCGGGAGGAGUACCAGACGGCUUGUGAACAACUGGGCCAGAAAUGGCAGUGUGUGGAGGAUCCGUCCGGCAAACUGCGCCUCCAUAAGUGCAAAGGAAUGGGGGGUCUGGCAGCAACAACGAGUAUCAUCAGCAAAUCCCCCAACCUCAUGUCCAACUACUACAGCAGCGACGAGUGCAACUGCAACUCUCUCAGCUACAAACUGACCCCCCUGGGGCGACGCAAGAAACUUCUGACCAAGAAAAAAUACAAGGCGAGUUACCAAAGGAACCGCUCCACACGCUCGGUUUCCAUUGAUUUGGAUGGGAAAGUGUUUAACUUGGGCAUCGAGCAGGAGUACCAGCCAAUCAUGAGGAAUGUUACUAAGAGGCACAUGUCGGGCCUAGAUGAGGAGGAGGAGGAGAAGGAUAUGGAAGAUUACAGUGGAACAGGAGGACUGACCAAUGAUCUGAUCGUACCCAGUUCCAUUAAAGUAACACACCGGUGCUUCAUUCUGGCCAAUGAUACGGUGCAGUGCGACAUGGAUCUGUACAAAUCUCUGCAGGCCUGGAAGGAUCACAAGCUUCACAUCGACCAUGAGAUUGAAACAUUACAAAGCAAAAUUAAGAACCUGAGAGGAGUGAGAGGUCACCUGAAGAAGAAGAGGCCGGAGGAGUGUGACUGUAGCAAACUCAGUUACUUCAAAAAUGGAAAAAUGAAGCUCAAGGGAACAAUGAUGCACCCGUUCAAGAAAUCCCUGAAGGAAAAGGACAAGGUUUGGUUGCUGCGGGAGCAGAGACAUAAAAAGAAGCUGCGGAAACUGCUGAAGAGACUGAGGAAUAAUGACACUUGCAGCAUGCCCGGCCUCACCUGCUUCACUCAUGAUAAUCAGCACUGGCAGACGGCCCCAUUCUGGACAUUGGGACCGUUCUGUGCCUGCACCAGCGCCAAUAACAACACCUACUGGUGCCUGAGGACCAUAAACGAAACGCACAACUUCCUGUUCUGUGAGUUUGCCACCGGCUUCCUGGAGUAUUUCGACCUGAACACUGACCCAUAUCAGUUGAUCAAUGCAGUGAACACAUUGGAGCGAGAUGUUCUGAAUCAGUUGCACGUGCAGCUCAUGGAGUUGAGAAGCUGUAAAGGUUACAGGCAGUGCAACCCCAGGACCCGCAGCUUGGAUCUUGGAUUCAAAGAUGGCAGUUUUGAGCAAUACAGGCAACUGCAGCGGCGAAAAUUCCCCAAAAUGAAGAGACCUUCGUCUAAAUCCCUAGGCCAGUUAUGGGAUGGAUGGGAAGGCUAACGCCCCCAGCAGGAGAUAUGACAAAGAUUUUAACUGUUUGUACAAACCUGAAGACUGACCCUCGGGACUGUGGGUGAGCCGUUACGUUUUGAGGAGGACUGGAUGAACUUAUGGGUUAGAUAGUCUGGCCUGUUAUGUGUUUAUUAGAGACGACUCAUGGGAGAUGAGGAGCCAGUUCCUCUGUGAUUAUCCUCGGCUAAAAAGCUGCUUUUUUUAAAAAAAAAAUUUGCAACACUCCCGCUGCUGGUGACAACAUCCUUCCUUCCAAACCAACCGCCAUAAGAGACCCCAUGUUUGUGCUUCAGCUUCCAAGUAAAGGCCACAACAAGACUUGCACUGGGAUCAACCUUACGCCGGUUAUUUAAGAGGACGGAAUAUACAGAAAUACAACAGUUCAAAGGCCCUCACCCAGGCCAAGAUUUACGAACGAAGACGUACUGUAAAUAUAAAGCGGCGGCCAAAAGCCCGACGGACCACAUGUAGACGGACAUUCAUUGUGAAAUCAUGGGAGCAGUGAAACUCUCAGUAAGAAAGUGUUACUUACUUGUUGCAUAAUAAAAAAAAAUUCAUAACUGAUCGACUUUAA